GAGCACGAUAUGGUCAGCCAGUUUGAGAGACCAGAGACAACGAACGCGUUCCCGUUCGAGACCGAGAAUCCGAGCGGAGUACCCGGGAUAACUGAGAUCGAGGGACAGGUGAUCGCCGCCAUCGCGGGCCACGUGGCCGAGCGUAUAGAAGGCGUGGUCAACAUCGGCAGGGGCGGGCUUGUGAGGACCGUGACGAGUAUCCUGUCAUCCGAAGCGGCGACCAAGGCCUCGGGAAUCGACGUCGAGGCAGGCAAGCGGGAGGCGAUUCUCGACAUCGACCUCACGGUGAUGUACGGGCACAGCAUUCCCAAUAUCGUCAAAGAGGUGCGCGAGUCCGUCGCCAAGCAGAUCUUCGACCACGUCGGACUAGUGGCGAAGGAGAUCAACGUAGUUGUUACGUCUAUCGAAUUCCCGGACCGGUCCGCCAGGGCGAGACUGAACUGAGGUCCGACCCCGUAAAGAUCCGGUACAUGCUGAAAAUGCGUCGUAAGGCAGGCCGCUGCCAGACCCCCAGCGAAGCAAUCGACGACUGGGCCUUGAACAGGUCUUGGCAGAGGCGCAGCAUGUACCAGGGUCAGGUAACGGUCGAGUGAAACAAUGAACGCUAUUAACCGUCUCAUUGUUUCACUCGGCGCGCUGGUCUUGAUCUCGGCGGGCGUAUACAUCCUGCUAUUGAUCAGCGGUACGCUCGGUCGGAGACAUCAACGGAGAAUACUUCGUUCCGCAGAUCGAGCGAAUUGCCGCGGACACUGGCGCCGAUCUGUGGGCCGACGUUGGUAUAGCGAUCGGAUUUUUGGCGGCCGGUGCCGCCGUCCUGUUCCUCCAACUGGCAUCGCGUGGACGCGGUCGCGGGGGCAGGACGGUCCUGCUCAGUGACGAUGAGCGAGGGUACGUUCGAAUAUCGGUGCAGAGCAUACGAGAGCUGACGGAGCGGACCUCCUACGGGGUGUGA
Geodia barretti is the source of this 952-nucleotide messenger RNA. The record is from the annotation of a GenBank genome assembly. NCBI's taxonomy places the organism in Eukaryota, Metazoa, Porifera, Demospongiae, Tetractinellida, Geodiidae.